This is a messenger RNA of Parnassius apollo (apollo), 2874 nucleotides long. Lineage: Eukaryota; Metazoa; Arthropoda; Insecta; Lepidoptera; Papilionidae. The record is from the annotation of a GenBank genome assembly.
AUGAAACGCGCCGCCAUUGCGUUUUGGCGCGAAAUGCCAAUCGCUGUCACGUUCGUGUUCGUGGCAUUGGCAAGCGUUGCUUCAGCCAGGGAUAUUAUUUUAGAUGACACAUAUACGGUGAUAGAAGCCUCAACUAACGAAAGACUGCGUCUAGUCUGUGGGUUAAGGGCAAGAAGCCAAACGCAAGCUGUCCGGUGGCACUUUGAUGGAAAACCUUUGGAAAGUCAAGGAAAACCGCGAAUAGUCCAGCAAAGACAGUGGCUCAGAAUAAAAGGAUUCCGAGCGAAGGAUGCGGGAGUAUAUACUUGUCAUAACGAUGAAGAUAAAGGAAAGGAAAUGCGUGUUACUAUAAAGCACAAGCCAGAUGUGGAACAAGACAAUUUAGAAGAAUACCAAUCGGAUAUCGACGUACAGCGGCCGAUGCCAGAAAUAUUAUCGCAGCAUCAAGCUGCUCCUAUAUUGGAGAACAAUACAUUAGAAGACAAAAUUGCGACGGAUGUAAAAAGAUUAACAAAAAGCAUGAAAUACAGGGAAUAUGAUAUAAAGGACGAAGAUAUUGACGACAAAAGUGAAAAGGAACAUCCGAAUUACGGCCACGUUGAUGACACUAAAACAAAAUAUGCUCCUAAAUUUAAACAUCCUUCAAAAAUGUUUAAUAUGGACAUGAAACCCGCUGGUAGCUCCAUAAGAUUAAAAUGUGCUGCUGAUGGAAACCCAACGCCAAAUAUCACGUGGUUUAAAAAUAAUGGCACGCCUAUAACGAGAACGUACUUCCAACCAUCUUACGGUAAAUGGUCGAUGACACUUGAUGAGCUGACGAAAGCCGACAAUGGAAAUUAUACAUGCCUUGUCUGCAAUGAAUUGGGUUGUAUCAACCACACCGUUAUACUACAUAUCCAAGAACGGUACCCAUCGAAGCCAUAUAUUAAGGAAGGAUAUCCGGGAAACGUAACGGUUCUCGUGAACGACACAGUGAAACUGUCCUGUCCACCUGUAUCCGAUUUAGAACCUUAUUCCUAUUGGAUAAGACCGUCGAAUUAUUCGCUAAUAGACGCCGAAGUUGGGCCGAGCGAUGCGCCUAUUCCAGCCGGAGACAUUAUUGAGAUUUUCAUAAAACAACAAAAUAAGCAGAACUGCAUUACACCAAAUGAUAAUUAUACAAAGCUUAACUUUACCAAGCGUUUAUACGCGAAACCAGUGCUUACACAAGGCGUAGUCAACCAGACCAAGUUGGUCGGGGAGACAGCGAAAUUCAGCUGCAAAUUCCUCUCAGACCUACAUCCGUACGUUUUCUGGAUGUUUUUCACCAAUGACGAGUACAAUUAUAACAUCACCAUUGACACCAAUGACGGUGCGGCUCAGGAGUCAGUUGUGUACUACGAUAUCACUAAACUUAUGACGAGUGAAGAUCCGUCGGAUAAGCCAGAACAGUUAACAAUAUUCAAUGUGACCAAAGAAGAUGAAGGCUGGUAUGUGUGUGUCGCUGUCAACUCCUUGGGCAACACCACUGCUAAAGGAUAUCUAUCAGUUUUAGAAUCUUUCCCUGCACCGGAGCCCAUUAAUCACGGGAAACACACUUUGCUCAUAAACAUAUUAACAGCAGUACUUGGAGCUAUGUUUCUUGUAGCGGCACUCAUUGUGGUGAUGAUAUUCAAAAAGCUCAAACGGGAGAAGAUAAAGAAACAACUUGCGAUUGAGACCGCGAGAGCGGUCAUAGUGACCCACUGGACUAAGAAGGUGACUGUGGAGAAACCCCAGAUGAAUGGAUCCCCUGCUACUACAGGUGAAGGUUUGUUAAUGCCAGUAGUGAAGAUAGAAAAACAAAAGUUAUCUCAAGUACAAAGCAACACCAGCGAUUCAAUGAUGAUGUCAGAAUACGAACUGCCCAUGGAUAUAGACUGGGAAGUCCCCAGGGAAUCGCUUUCAUUGGGUAAAGUGCUAGGAGAGGGUGAAUUUGGAAAGGUCGUCAAAGCUGAAUGUGUCGGGAUUGUGAAACCCGGAGUGCAGUCUGUCGUAGCUGUCAAGAUGUUGAAAGAGGGCCACACAGACGCAGAAAUGAUGGCGUUAGUAUCGGAAAUGGAGAUGAUGAAGAUGAUUGGCAAGCAUGUGAAUAUAAUAAACUUACUGGGAUGUUGUACGCAAGAUGGACCAUUAUACGUUAUUGUGGAAUACGCUCCGAAUGGAAAUUUAAGAGAGUUUCUUAGAAAUCAUCGUCCAGGAAACAGAUACGAAUCACCAACAGAGGAUUUAAAAGAAAAGAAAACCCUAACACAAAAGGACUUGGUAUCCUUCUCUUACCAAGUCGCAAGAGGAAUGGAGUAUUUAGCUUCUAGGCGGUGUAUCCACAGAGACUUAGCGGCGCGUAACGUCCUGGUUUCCGACGACUGCGUUCUAAAGAUCGCGGACUUCGGUUUGGCGAAGGAUGUCCACAGUAAUGACUACUACAGAAAGAAAACCGAAGGUCGCCUGCCUGUGCGGUGGAUGGCGCCUGAGUCUUUGUACCACAAGGUCUUCACAACGCAGACUGAUGUCUGGUCGUUUGGAGUUCUCUUGUGGGAAAUUAUGACCCUCGGCGGGACACCGUACCCGACGGUACCAGGACAAUAUAUGUACCAGCACUUAAGCGCUGGACAUCGGAUGGAAAAACCGCCGUGCUGCAGUCUUGAAAUCUAUAUGCUGAUGCGCGAAUGUUGGUCCUUCUCACCUGGCGACAGACCGUCCUUCACAGAGCUCGUCGAAGAUUUGGACAAAAUAUUGACCGUGACCGCGAAUCAAGAAUACUUGGACCUGGGUCUACCACAACUCGACACCCCACCGUCAAGCUACGACGGCUCCGGGGACGAAAGUGACAGUGAAUUUCCGUUCAUCAAAUAA